Messenger RNA from Phanerochaete carnosa HHB-10118-sp, 1618 nucleotides. RefSeq lists its product as uncharacterized. Bases 169 to 1410 code for a protein of 413 amino acids. The transcript has 10 exons. Gene Ontology annotation, cellular component: membrane. Gene Ontology annotation, biological process: monosaccharide transmembrane transport. The record is from RefSeq and is a predicted model, not a curated record. Lineage: Eukaryota; Fungi; Basidiomycota; Agaricomycetes; Polyporales; Phanerochaetaceae. Gene Ontology annotation, molecular function: hexose transmembrane transporter activity.
UUCACGGCCUAUGGCUGGGCGUGUUGUCUUUGGAUCCUUGUCGUGUCGUUUCAGUAUGGCUAUCAUAUUUCUGCGCUGAACCAAAUCCAAGCAGUCCUGAGUUGCCGGGGGAUCCCAGGCCAGGAGCUCGAUUCCCCUCUGAGCUAUGGUCUGCCGACAUGCAUACCCAUGUCCGACGCGACGUUCUCUGUGGUCACAUCUGUAUACACCGUCGGCGGUCUGCUCGGUAGUCUGGUAGCGAACGUCAUCAUGGAUCGCUUUGGACGGAAAGGCGCAGUUCAAGCUAGUUCGGCGAUGUUUGUACUGGGAUCGGCCGUCAUGGGCUGUUCUGCGUCACUGUGGCCUCUAAUUAUUGGAAGAGUCUUGGUUGGUGUCGGCGCCGGGUUCGGGCUGUGUGUCGGACCUAUUUUCCUCUCUGAGAUCGCCCCCAGCAAGAUUCAAGGCGCUGUCGGCGUUCUCACCCAGUUCGCCAUCGUCAUCGGAAUCAUGAUCACGCAGGCCAUGGGCCUCCGACUCGCAACGCCACAUGAGUGGCGACUGGUCCUCCUGUUCUCUGUCGCACUUUCAUUCGGACAGCUCUUGAUAAGCCCAGUCGUCGUUGAAUCCCCAGUAUGGCUGCACAGGCACGGGCUACUUAUGGAUAAGGCUGCUGCGUCCAGGAGACUGUGGGCGAUGCACGAGGUCCCAACGAAUGAACCUGUCUUCCUAUCUGACAACUCUCAAGAUCCGCUUCUCGGCGACCUCGAGCGCGACGGAGAAGACCUCGAUGUCGGUCAGUCAAAGGGCACAGAAGAACAUCAAGCCGCCAUCUCUCUACCCCAGCUGCUCACCGCUCGCGAGUUGCGCAGGCCUUUGAUUAUUGUCUGCUUCUCCAUGCUCUGCCAGCAGCUUUCGGGCGUUAAUGCUGUUCUCUACUACAGCAACGACAUUCUUUCGAAAGCACUGCCUGAUCUCGGUCCCUUCGUCUCGCUGGGUAUUACUGUCAUCAAUGUGAUCAUGACGUUCCCGCCCAUCUUCCUCAUUGAGAGACUUGGACGAAAGACGCUACUAAGCUUGUCUGCUGGUGGCGCAUUCCUCUCUUUGGUUGGGGUCGGUUAUGGACUCGAUUCUGGAGUAGUCGCCCUCGCCAGUAUUACCAUCUUAACCUUUAUUGCGUCCUUUGCGAUAGGUAUUGGUCCCGUUCCUUUCGUCAUGAUCCCGGAGGUCUCUCCUUUACACGCGGUCUCCGCGCUCUCGUCUGUCGGACUUUCCUUGAACUGGAUCGCGAACUUCCUCGUCGGCCUCGUGUUCCUCCCGCUGCGCAACGAGCUUUCGGGCGGCGACCCGCACAAGGAGGGCCGCAUAUUCUACCUCUUUGCCGGUAUGCUUGCGUUCUGCACCGUCGUCUUGUUUAGGUUCUACAGGGGGUAACCGGGGUUGAAGAACUAAAUCAGGACCUUUCUCUUCACGUUCGGAUCGGAAUAGGAUGUACAGUAACGUAUUUUCGUUCUCCUUGGCAGACAUAUUGGAGCACGCCUUCCUUCCUCUCGCAGUUCAUAAUACACGUAAAAUCGCACUUUUAUUAUACGUUCUCUCGUAGAAUAUUAGUCACGAAGCUCAGAAAGCUCAGAUUAAUCAG